Molecule: messenger RNA, 2384 nt
Organism: Hyaena hyaena (striped hyena)
Lineage: Eukaryota; Metazoa; Chordata; Mammalia; Carnivora; Hyaenidae
Gene: DTNB
Product: dystrobrevin beta
Exons: 21
Biological process (GO): synaptic signaling
Cellular component (GO): plasma membrane; synapse
Molecular function (GO): zinc ion binding
Source: RefSeq, a predicted model, not a curated record
GGGCGCCGGAGAACGUUCGUCGCGGGGGCGACUCCGGGGCCUGAUCGAGCGCCGCCGCCACCUCAGCCGCCCGGGCCGGGCCGGAGGAGGCGGAGGAGGCUGAGGCCGCCCGAGACCUUCUCGACGUCCCGCAGCUCCGGCCGGGAAGAUGAUUGAGGAAAGCGGGAACAAGCGGAAGACGAUGGCAGAGAAGAGGCAGCUCUUCAUAGAGAUGCGUGCUCAGAAUUUUGAUGUUAUACGACUGUCAACUUAUAGAACAGCUUGCAAAUUACGAUUCGUACAAAAGCGAUGCAACCUCCAUCUUGUUGAUAUCUGGAACAUGAUUGAAGCCUUCCGAGACAAUGGCCUUAAUACACUGGAUCAUACCACUGAGAUCAGUGUGUCCCGCCUCGAAACCGUCAUCUCGUCUGUCUACUAUCAGCUGAAUAAGCGCCUUCCUUCUACUCACCAAAUCAGCGUGGAACAGUCCAUCAGCCUCCUCCUCAACUUCAUGAUUGCUGCAUAAGACAGUGAGGGCCGAGGCAAGUUGACCGUAUUUUCAGUUAAAGCUAUGUUAGCAACCAUGUGUGGUGGAAAAAUGCUGGACAAAUUGAGAUAUGUUUUCUCCCAGAUGUCAGAUUCCGGUGGCUUAAUGAUAUUUAGCAAGUUUGACCAGUUUCUGAAGGAAGUUCUGAAGCUCCCAACAGCUGUCUUUGAAGGGCCAUCUUUUGGUUACACAGAGCACUCAGUCCGCACCUGUUUUCCACAGCAGAAAAAGAUAAUGCUAAAUAUGUUUUUAGACACAAUGAUGGCCGAUCCUCCCCCCCAGUGCCUUGUCUGGCUACCUCUCAUGCACAGGCUUGCCCAUGUUGAGAAUGUCUUCCAUCCCGUUGAGUGCUCCUACUGCCGCUGUGAGAGUAUGAUGGGUUUCCGGUACCGGUGCCAGCAGUGCCACAACUACCAGCUCUGCCAAAACUGCUUUUGGCGUGGCCACGCCAGCGGCCCUCACAGCAACCAGCACCAGAUGAAGGAGCAUUCCUCUUGGAAAUCCCCUGCAAAGAAACUGAGCCACGCAAUUAGUAAAUCUUUGGGGUGUGUACCCACCAGAGAGCCUCCGCAUCCUGUUUUUCCUGAGCAACCAGAGAAACCACUUGACCUUGCAAAUAUAGUUCCUCCUCGUCCUCUGGCUAACAUGAACGACACCAUGGUGAGCCACCUGUCCUCUGGGGUGCCCACCCCCACCAAGAGGUUACAGUAUAGCCAGGACACACCCAGUCACUUGGCCGAUGAGCAUGCGCUGAUAGCCUCCUAUGUGGCCCGUCUGCAGCACUGUGCACGUGUCCUGGACAGUCCUAGCCGACUGGAUGAGGAACACCGGCUUAUAGCACGCUAUGCUGCCCGGCUGGCUGCGGAAGCAGGAAACAUGACUCGUCCUCCCACUGACCUGAGCUUUAACUUUGAUGCCAACAAACAACAAAGACAGCUUAUUGCAGAACUGGAAAACAAAAACAGGGAGAUCCUUCAGGAGAUUCAGCGUCUCCGCCUGGAGCAUGAGCAGGCUUCCCAGCCCACCCCCGAGAAGGCCCAGCAGAACCCCACGUUGCUGGCAGAGCUGCGGCUGCUGAGGCAAAGGAAAGAUGAGCUGGAGCAGAGGAUGUCGGCGCUGCAGGAGAGCAGGCGCGAGCUGAUGGUUCAGCUGGAAGGGCUGAUGAAGCUGCUGAAGGAGGAAGAGCAAAAGCAGGCAGCUCAGGCCACAGGAUCACCACACACGUCCCCCACGCACGGAGGCGGCCGCCCAAUGCCCAUGCCUGUCCGCUCAACGUCUGCUGGCUCCACCCCCACCCACUGUCCACAGGACCCCCUGAGCGGAGUUGGGGGAGACAUGCAGGAGGCCUUCGCACAAGGUACGAGGAGAAACCUCCGCAGUGACCUGCUGGUGGCCGCUGAUUCCAUCACCAACACCAUGUCAUCCCUGGUGAAGGAGCUCCACUCAGCAGAGGAAGGUGCAGAGGAAGAAGAAGAGAAGAUGCAGAAUGGGAAAGACAGAGGUUAGCAGAGGAGCCAGGACAGAGAGGAAGCGCGGGCACAGGGCACAUGUAGCGAGCUGGCGUUGACGUGAGGAAGGCGAGGUCCUCCCCCAGAGGCGCAUUCCUGUCCAUCUUUCGGCUGCACACCUGGACCAGGCCUGCAGGCUGCCAGACGUCACUGCCUGGCAGGGAGAGGGGAGCGUGAGCCGGUGGGAAAUGGGAGGGACUGCCUGAUGCCGCUGCCGCCGGUGGGCCUCCCCCUUGCACAGUCCUGCAUGAACUAGCAUCUUCCUCACUUCCCUCGGGCCACGGUCUCAUCUCUGCAACAGGAAUUUACCGGGAGGUUGAAAAGAGAAAAGAAACAGCACGAAUCUCCUG